Molecule: messenger RNA, 3211 nt
Organism: Myxocyprinus asiaticus (Chinese sucker)
Lineage: Eukaryota; Metazoa; Chordata; Actinopteri; Cypriniformes; Catostomidae
Gene: tmem63a
Product: transmembrane protein 63A
Exons: 23
Coding region: 162-2576 (804 amino acids)
Cellular component (GO): plasma membrane
Molecular function (GO): calcium-activated cation channel activity
Source: RefSeq, a predicted model, not a curated record
AUGUGCGGAUGUGAAACUUUGCAAAGUUUACUUUCCUCACCAGAGUCCGUCUCAGCUGAUUGUUCGACCGGUUUUUAGAGAAUCCAGAAACGGAAUAAAGUCCACCGAGAAAAUCAUAUUUUAUAUGAUCUCGAGGACCUGUAGUGUUGUUCGUCUUCCAGAUGCCCUCCACGUGGUGGGGGCACCUCCCCCUGUUGGUGGAUAAUGGUACUGCAUAUGUGGACAACAGUAGCUGUUUCAGUGCUACACAGAACACUGUACUGGAGGGGGUGCAGUUUGGAGGAAUACCCCUGGUUCUGUUGCUUGACUUUAUAUUCUUUUUGAUACUGCUAUUGGCCUUCACUCUGAUCCGAAGGAAACUGUGGGAUUAUGGGAGACUCGCUCUUAUCGCAGAGUCUGAGGGGCUGAGCGACGCUAAUAAACGACGUUAUAGUAGAAUGACGUCAUCCAUGGCUGGUGAAGAACCAGAGUAUGAGAGGGGUUGCUGUUCUUGGCUCAUCUUCAUCAUAAAUAUGGAUGAGACGAUGGUCAAAGAGAGAUGCGGAGUUGAUGCAGUCCAUUAUCUGUCAUUUCAAAAGCAUCUGAUCUCUCUGCAGUUGCUCAUCUGUGUGCUAUCAGUGUUGGUCAUACUGCCAGUCAAUCUGUCCGGCAACCUGCUGGGCAACAACCCCUACAAUUUUGGGAGAACCACUAUAGCCAAUCUUAAGCAGGGUGAUAAAUUGCUGUGGCUGCACACUGUGUUUGCUGUUCUCUAUCUUAUGCUGACGGUGGCGCUGCUGAGAAGGCACACUUCGAAAAUGGAGGGAACAAAGAGAGAGGUGGCCAGAAACACCCUGUUUGUGAAUUCUGUUCCAACCACAGCCAGUGACGAGAGUAUAAAAACUCACUUUAUAGAGGCGUACCCUACUUGUCAUGUGACUAAUGUUAACCUGUGUUAUGAUGUUGCCAAACUGAUCAACCUGGCCAAAAAUAGAAAGAGGGCCGAAAUAAACCUGGAGCAUUACCGUAAGAUUCUUCAGCGGCAUGGCCGGCGUGAGGUCAUCAACACGCAACCGUGUAGCUACCUGUGCAGCUGCUGCCACUGUCAGAGCUGUGAAAAAGUUGAUGCUAUAGAAUACUAUAGCUCUCAGGAGGCUGCUAUGGUUGAAGAGGUAAAUAAACUUAGGGAAAGUGAAAAGCUGGCUCCUCUGGGCAUGGCGUUUGUCACCCUACAGAACGAAUACAUGGCCUCUUAUAUUCUGAAAGAUUUCAAUGCUCUGGACUGUGGAGGUGGGGCUAGGGGUGUGGCCGGAGAAGAAAUGAGAGUAGGAAUUAAGUGUGGGUGUGGCCGGGAGCCUCAGCCGUCCUCUAAGAGUGCAGAGCUGAGGGUACGAAGAUGGAAAGUGAGUUACGCCCCUAACCCACAUAAUAUCUACUGGGAGAAUUUGUCAGUACGUGGUUGGCGUUGGUGGUUGCGUUGUCUACUGCUGAAUAUGGCCCUCUUCAUCCUCCUUUUCUUCCUCACAACUCCCUCCAUCAUCAUCAGCACCAUGGACAAGUUUAACGUCACCAAACCCAUUCACUAUCUGAACAGUGCUGUUUUCAGCCAGUUCUUCCCCACUCUUCUACUGUGGACCUUCUCUGCACUGUUGCCCACCAUAGUGUAUUACUCUACUCUGGGAGAAGCCCACUGGACCAGGUCUAGUGAGAACAUGAGCAUGAUGUACAAGCUGUACACCUUCCUGAUCUUUAUGGUGUUGAUUUUGCCAUCACUGGGUCUGACCAGUCUGGAUGUGUUUUUCCGCUGGGUGUUUGACUCGCAGUCUGAAGGGAAGCUAAGGUUUGAGUGUGUGUUUUUACCUGAUCAGGGGGCGUUCUUUGUAAAUUACGUGAUCGCAGCAGCACUGGUGGGCUCUGGCAUGGAGCUGCUGCGGUUGCCAGGGUUACUGCUUUACAUUGUGCGACUGGCACUUGCACACUCGGCUGCUGAGAGAAAAUAUGUUAAACAGAGUCAGGCAUAUGAGUUUCAGUAUGGAGCAAUGUAUGGAUGGACUCUGUGUGUGUUCACAGUCAUCAUGGCAUACAGCAUCACCUGUCCAGUCAUCGUCCCCUUCGGUGUGCUGUACCUGUUUCUCAAACACCUGGUGGACAAACACAACUUGUACUUUGCUUACCUGCCUGCCCGCCUUGAUCGGCAAGUUCACCUGGGAGCUGUCAAUCAAGCACUGGCUGCACCAAUCAUAUGCCUGUUCUGGCUCUACUUCUUCUCUGUUCUCAGGACAGGAUUCAUGGCGGCCACAUCUCUGUUCACAUUAGUGGUUUUGUGUAUAACCAUCUUUAUCGGUAUAAGUUACACCUGCUUCGGACACUUCAAAUACCUCAGCCCACACAACUACAUUGUUAAAGAGGAAGAUGAAGAUGCUACAGAUGGUGCAUCAGAAAGCUCAUCUGCCUCGGUGUAUCUUCCCAAAGUGCUGAACCCAGACUCAUCGUCUGAAUCUGCUGAUAGAUGCAGCCACCGUCAAUCAUACGGCACGACGGACACAAGCCCAGCCUUUCUUGGCACAGAGGAAGACUGUCCAGAAACAGAUAUCUAACAACAACAGUCAACACAUCCACCAAUUAGAAGGCAUCUGAUACCAUCUCUGAAGGAAAUAAUUCUUGCCAAACAUGGGAGCAAAACAGACAACCUGGAAGGUUAUGUGACAAUGAGGACACUCCAAAUACUCCAAAAAGGGGUUAUCGGUGGGGGGGGUUGCUGAAUUGUUAAAUUGCUGUGUAACUUAUGGAAAGGAGCUUCUCGGGAACUAAUGUUUCUUGCCAAAGACUAAACUGUUUAUUAUGGAGCCCCUAAGAGGACGGGGUGGGAUUUUUUUUUUCUUUCUGAAAAAGUUUUGCAUGCUCUUGCAAUAGUUUGCGUUCCCUCACUAUAAAUUUACCAUGGUUCUACAACAGUAACUGUAUUUUAACCAUGAUAUUUGUUGUGAAACCAUAGUAAUAAUACAGGAAAAUGAAAACUAUGGUAAUAAAAAUCAUAAUUUUGUGGUAAAACCAUAGUAGCCACAAGAUUAACCAUGGUUAAUCUAUAGUAAAACCAUAGUUAUUAUAUGGAUACAAUAUUAUGUAUUAUACUAUAUGGGUUCUGUAAAAAAAAACAAAAAAAAAAACAUGGUUACCCUUUAUAGUUACUACAAUAGUACUAUAGUAAAACCAUAAUUUAUGCCCAAAAAAA